AUGUUGACCAAGUCAUUAUUAGCUGGUUCAUUACUAUUAGUCAAUGCUUUUGCCUCACCAAUAGCUCAAGCUGAUUCAUCUUCCCAAACUGCACAAGCUCAAUCUAGUGAUGGUUUCCAAAUAAAUCAAACAUAUAUUGAUCAAGCUAAUAAACAAAUCAAAGAUAUCCAAUCAAAACAAAAUUGUUAUUUCACUUCAGAAGAGUUAUAUCAACACGCUGUUUCUUUUGCCAAUGAUUAUUUAUAUCCAAAUAACAUCAAGCAAGCUAAAUCUAUCAACAGUACUUAUUUUUCUGAAGAUGUUGUGGGUCGCAUUGAUAUUACUAGAAACUAUGAAGGUAGAGAAUUGAAUACUGAAUACCUUUUCGGUCUAUUUUCAGAUUUACAAGAUAGUAACACUACAAAUUUGAUUGGUUAUUCAGAUGCUUUCCAAUUAUAUGCUUUUUCAGGUAGUUGUAAUCAAUAUACCAUUUCAAAUAUUAAUAAUGCAACUUUCCCAGGUGCAGGACAAAAAAUUCCAUUCUCAAUUAACAUUUGGAUUAAAUUAAAUGAAAAAAAAGAGAUUGCUCAAUAUGAUUUAUCAUUUUUAAGAUGGGAAAGAUUAUAUGAAAUGAUUAAAUUAGGUGGUUAUAGACAAAUUAGUGGUAAUGAUUCAGCAACUACAAUUCCAGAAGAAGGUGAAAAGCAAUUACAACAUUUAUUAGUUGAAUCAAUUUGUGGUGUUCAUGAAAAAUAUUGUCAAAAAGAUUAUCCUCAAUAUGAUUCAAAAGAUGCUUGUGUUGAAUAUUUAACAAAUACUAGAUUUGGAUUAUCAUGGGAAGGUGGUAGAGAUACCAUUUUUUGCAGAUCUGUCCAUCAAAAUAUGAUUGAAUAUAGACCUUCUGUCCAUUGUCCUCAUAUUGGUCCUACUGGUGGUGAUAUGUGUACUGAUGAAGGUACUGGUUAUGAAGAAGUUACUUUCAAUUACCAAACAAUCUUUAAAGAACCAUUCAUUGUUGUUUAG
Messenger RNA from Hansenula ciferrii, 1002 nucleotides. RefSeq lists its product as uncharacterized. NCBI's taxonomy places the organism in Eukaryota, Fungi, Ascomycota, Saccharomycetes, Phaffomycetales, Wickerhamomycetaceae. The transcript has a single exon. The record is from RefSeq and is a predicted model, not a curated record. Bases 1 to 1002 code for a protein of 333 amino acids.